GUGCAUGUGACAGGACCACUGGAUAACCUGCUGUGGCCACUCUAGAAGCCUCUGCCAUCUCCUGCUGGGCCCUUCCACCCUCAUGCCUGGCCAUGGAAUGCUCUAGUGAGCUGGAAUGAAGGUCAGACCUGUGGCUGUGAUGUCACAGAGCACAUGGAGUCAGAGGUCUAAUGGUCUGAUGGAAAAGCAGAGGCAAAAGCGACACUGGGCAGGGCCCCACAGGGUAGCAUUCCUGGCUGCCAUCCUGCUGCUGCUGCUGCUGCAGGUAAAAGGAGCCAAGACUCAGAAGAGCAGCACAGGGCCGGAGGAGGGGGCCCUGGAAGAGAAAACGCCCCCUGCAGAGCAGGGCCAAGAGCAGUAUGAAGAGCACUUCAUGGCCUCCUCGGAGGGUGAGAAGUGGCAGGUGAUGGACAUGGCCCGGCAAGAGGAGGACUUCACCUCUGACACAGCAGCUGCCCAAGACCACCGCCUCUUCGAUCUGGCUCUCUGCUUUAACUUGGCCAGCAUCAUGGUUUUUUUCUUUUUUUUUGAGGGAUGUUGAGAAUAAGGAGAUGGCUUGGCUCCUGGAGGAGGAAGACCCAGAUUUUUUUUCCUUGACUUCUUGAUCGCUUACUGAUCUCCACUCUCUACUGGGUUCCAUGCCACAGCUCCCCAAAGAGAUACCCACACCACUCCCUGCACACUGCUCCCUGCUCUUGCCAGCGGCACCUGUCCUUAGGGUGCAGCCUUUCCUGCAUGGCUUCUGCCUGAUGCCACCCCAAGCCCACAGCUCUGUGUUUCAGGGCCAGAGGCCUCCCUUGCCCUUUUCCCUCCAAUGCCUCCCUUGGUUUUGUUCAAUAUAGCAGAUUGGAGGGCAGAGGCAUUGACAGUAAAAUAGCAAUAAAAUCCUGAAAAUAA
Heterocephalus glaber (naked mole-rat) is the source of this 897-nucleotide messenger RNA. RefSeq names its product sperm-oocyte fusion factor 1 (gene Sofu1). Gene Ontology annotation, biological process: fusion of sperm to egg plasma membrane involved in single fertilization. Lineage: Eukaryota; Metazoa; Chordata; Mammalia; Rodentia; Bathyergidae. The record is from RefSeq and is a predicted model, not a curated record.